CAUUACCGACCAGUCCAGAGAUUGAAGGAGGACAGAGAGGCAAGCCGUGAAAGCGAACAGAUGUGAACCGGGACUACUGAAAGAGAACAAGCUGUAGUACAGACGGAGAACCUUUGAUUCUGCUAAUAUGUGGCAACCCGCGUCGGAGCGAUUGCAGCACUUCCAGACGAUGCUGAAGACCAAGCUAAAUGUGCUGACGCUGAGGAAGGAACCGUUGCCUACGGUGAUCUUCCACGAGCCCGAGGCCAUCGAGCUCUGCUCCACCACACCGCUCACAAAGGGCAGGACUCAUGCUGGAUACAAGGUGGCCUACCUGGGUAAGGUGACUAUCUCUGGGACCCAGUUCCUGUCUGGCUGCACAGAGUCGGCGGUGGUGGGUCUGGUUGAGCAUCGUGCCCUCACCCAGCAACAGGGCACCUCUCUGCUGGAAAUUCGGCCCUUCCAGGUGCGUCUUCACCAUCUGGAUGAGCGCGGCGAGGCCUCAGUAACCAUGGACACCUACCAGGUAGCGCGGAUCGCCUACUGCACAGCCGACCACAGCGUCAGACCAAAUGUAUUUGCCUGGAUCUACCGGGAGAUCAACGACGACCUGUCCUUCCAGAUGGACUGCCAUGCUGUGGAGUGUGAGAGCAAGCUGGAGGCCAAGAAGCUGGCACACUCAAUGAUGGAGGCUUUCCGCAAGACUUUCCACAGCAUGCGCAGCGAUGGCCGCAUCCAUAAGAGUGGUUCAUCGGACGACUUUGCUGAGGACUCAUCCACCCCAGAAGACUCAACCCCAGACGAUGGUUGAACUGAAACUCACCUAAACUCCGGAUCCCCAUCCUGACGAAGCGAGGGGUGACUGGACGGAUGGACAGAUUACCUGCUCUCUCUCUCAUUCUCCCCAACUAUCACUUUCUGUUAUCAAUUUGGAACAAAAUUAUCUGACCAUGUGAACCAACACACCCAGGAUAAUGAAGUAGCUUUUAAAUACUGUAAAGGAUAGGUAGAUGAAAAAGGACUUACGAAAGACCUACAUUUACAUACAGGGAUAGCAAAGUGUUUCCACUUUGAAUAAAUGGCCCUCAACGACACAGAGGGGCCUUUCAAGCACCUCUGAAAAGCCCUCAUGAGAUUGACUAGACAUUUCCAUUCUCAACCACUGUCACUCCUGCACCCAGCAGAGACACUGUUUGUGGUUCUUAAGCUUUUUCAUCCAGGAAACAACAAACUUUAGUCUCUGUUCUUCUGACCCAAGCUCAUGAAAACCUAUUGCUACUCUUGCCAUGUACGGACCCAGAAGAUAUAGGCCCGUGACCUAUUUCGGGUACCAACCCAGAGGUUAUGAGACUGCUGGAGCACAUAAAUUCUUUAAAUGUUUAAUUAUGUGGAUCUUUGUUACCAUGCCUUCGACCUUGGUAAUAGCAAAUGAGCAUGUGAAAGAAAAGCUAAGCCUUUAAGCACUAUUCAUAUCAUCACUAUGGUACCUUAGUCCAACCCCAAAAUUAUUCACCAUUAUGGCUGUUAUUCAUGUGGACAAUGGAGCUUCUGCCACUGUCUCUAUUUAAUAGGUACUUAACGAUUCAGAAUAUGUGUAAGGUGCCUGGGAGAAUAUAGGUGCUACAUAGAUGUUACAAUUUAGGAGUUCUCACUAGGCUUAAAGCCUGGCCCUGUCUGCGACACCUUAAUCAUCCACAUCUGACUUCUGUUUUGAGUAUACCAAAAUUCAGGCUGGAUUUGGCCUGUCAGAUUAUGUGCCUCACUUUCCUCUCACAUUAGUUUGGUCUCUUACCCAGGUCCCAAUGUGUGUAUGUGUGUGUGUGUGUGCCGACCUUUUCUUUUGUUUAUUUUUCUGUGUGUAGGUGUAAUUGCUUACUUCUGUACUUUGUGUAUAUGAAUGUACACGUGAGUGCUUGCAUCUCUGUGUGCGAAAGAGAAAAGAGGUGGAAGAUUAUGGGUGGGUGAUAUCAAAUGAUUAGCUGGAAGUGAUGACUUCUCAUCGCCCCGGAAGCAUCCAUUUUUGAUGUUUAAGGAGCCAUUUUAAUAAAUCAGAUACGGUCCUGUGACCAUUUGCCACGUUUUUUUACUUUUAUCUGGUAUGAAUAGAAAACAUAAGUACGGGAGUCUGAAUGUGCCCGUCAUUGAGGUUGUAGGACCGUAAAAGACAGCCGUCCAAGAUAACGACAGACACCUCCUGGCCUCUGCUUAAAUGUAUGAUGAGUCCAACGUGCUGUGAGCACCUCACAUCAUCUCCGGUCACUUCAGUCUCCCAUAAUCUAAUGCUAUCACAGACAGCUAUAAGGGACAGUCAGUGACCGGUUUCACUCUGCUCUGCUGCCCUGCAUCGCCUCUCUGAGUGACUGUGGAACCAUUUUGGGGCUAAAACUCAUCAGAGCUCCACACCACUUUCUUCUUUUCUAACUGGACUGUAUUGCAGAGAUUGGACUCUAUCAAUGGAAAUAGUCUUCAGUCAGUGACUCAAACGGAAUGAUCUGGUGGCUCUGGUCAAUACACACACACACACACACACACACACACACACACACUCAACUAUACACACCUACCUACAAUUAUACAUAUGCACACACACAUUGUAUUUGAAUCUCGCUCAAUAAGCUUAUGUAAAUACAAAUAUAUCACUUUCCAAAUAUUACAGCAUAAAUGUUGAUAGCUAUUUUAAAUAAUAACAAAAUGUUGAGAACCAUCAUACGAAACAGAAAGAGUGUUAUAAAGCCUACUGUGAAUAAGAAGUGGAGAGCCUGACAGUGGUGGCUGUGUGUGUGUGUGUGUGUGUGUGUGUGUGUGUGUGUGUGUGUGUGUGUGUGUGUGUGUGUGCGCGUGUGCACACGUGUGUGUGGAAGUUAUUGCAUGUGGUGGAAAGCGAGGUGAGGGUUGUGUAUGGACAGGCCAGAGGGGGAGAAUGUUUAUAAAGCUGUAGAUUACUGUGUCAUGUCUGUCUGAAAGCUCAGACGCGCUUUACAUGUUUGACAAAUGUUACCUUAAGUGUUUUCUAUACAGUGUUUGCAAAGAUCAAGAAACAAUUGCAUAUAAAGUAUUUACCAAGACCAA
This is a messenger RNA of Micropterus dolomieu (smallmouth bass), 3048 nucleotides long. It is a transcript of the gene pid1, whose product is annotated as phosphotyrosine interaction domain containing 1. Gene Ontology annotation, biological process: regulation of reactive oxygen species metabolic process; negative regulation of D-glucose import across plasma membrane; regulation of cell population proliferation. The transcript has 3 exons. The record is from RefSeq and is a predicted model, not a curated record. NCBI's taxonomy places the organism in Eukaryota, Metazoa, Chordata, Actinopteri, Centrarchiformes, Centrarchidae. Gene Ontology annotation, cellular component: cytoplasm. The coding region runs from base 128 to 790 and encodes 220 amino acids.